CAAUUGUCUUGUUUCCCCUACAAGAUGUUUCUGGAACAUUUGCAGACUCGAUAAAAUUCGCCGACGAGGUUUAAGAUUUAAACGGGUCAGGAAAUCUUGCAUAUUUGACACACUUCUUCGCAGCCCCAACUUUUCCGCAGCCCCAACAGUUUACUUUAACUUCAUCCUAAAAAUGACACAGGCCUCUGCACAAAAUAAUCCCAGGCAAAAGAAAAAAGAAGUGCCUAAUGACGUUCAAGUUCUUGAGAGUUUAAAAGAUGAAUUAAGUGUCCAUGCGUUUUGGAUCGAAACAGAAUGGCAAAAGUGGUCUAUCCAAAGUUUCGACGCUGCUGCAGUCAAAUUGAAUCCUGGUAUUACAAAAGCGAACGCCCACCUUGACCUCACGUACGACAUCAACAUAAUUUUGAAAGCUUUGAAAGACAAGGCAAGCCGCCGCUGCUUACGACUAAAACAAAUGAAAAACGAUCUGAAAAGUAAGUCGUGUAGUCCAUCUUUAUGUUUCAAAACAAACGCUGACUUGCUUUUUUUCUCUAUACUGUUAGCCAUUGGCAAGGACAAAAUCAAUAAUCACUUUUGGCGAGAACAAGUUGUCAGCGAGGCCUUGGUAGAAAGUGAAGAGAAAGCCAUGAAGAGAAAGCGAGCUGUUGCUGAGGAAUGUUUUGCAGUGGCUACCCUUGAAAAAAUGACAAACCAAACACAAGAACUAGUGGGGGCUAAAAGAUCUAUUGAGCAAGUUGGUGAAAGUAGCUCAAGCACGCCCAAACGACAGGAAAUGACUAGUCCACUCAAGGAGAAGUAGGAGAGAUCUUUAAUUAUCAAGACGACAAUAAUUAUACUGAACGUGGUGGACUGAAUCCUUCUAAAAUUGAUGACGAUGUACAUGAAAGACAUCAAGCAGAUAACGGUGAAAAUGAUGAAG
Molecule: messenger RNA, 919 nt
Organism: Zychaea mexicana
Lineage: Eukaryota; Fungi; Mucoromycota; Mucoromycetes; Mucorales; Lichtheimiaceae
Exons: 3
Coding region: 173-799 (208 amino acids)
Source: RefSeq, a predicted model, not a curated record